AUGCCCAACACCUCACCACAGGAACCAAACCACACCACCCCCGCCAACCCCUUCGGUCCUCUCAUCGCCACUAGCUUCCGCUCGAACGGUAUUUUGCGCCAGUACCACGAUUACAACCCUGCCGCAAACAUGUCCACCCAAAACGAUCCCUUUCGCAUUGGCGCAACGCAUGCUACUAAACGCCGGAACGAUCUAAGUGAAGGAAUGGCUGAAGAGCGAGACGACGCAGCAGAAGAAAGGAUUGCAACAGCCUCUGAGCGUAGUCGUAGCUGGGAUAGCUUGGCAGAAGGCGCGAUGAGUGAGGAUGUCGAGGGUAGUGGAGAUAGUGGAGAUGGUCAAGGAAGUGAUGCGUCUAGUCGUACCUUAGGUCGGUCGGAUGCGUCGGGUUCUACGCUUGCAGCCGACGACGAUGAUGGGAAGGAAGUUAGUGAGGGUGAAGAAGAUUCAGAUGAGAGCAUGGAGGACAUCGAGAGCGACAGGGAUGAGGACGAAGAGAGUGAGACGUCUAGUCACACGGUGGGACGGAGCGAAGACUCAGACUCUGGAGAUGACGGCGGUGAUGAAGAUAGCGAUGAAGAGAUGGGCGAGUCUGAUGAGGAAGGCGAUGUGUUUGGGGAGAGUUAUAGGGAGGGUAGUAGGAAGUAG
Messenger RNA from Alternaria novae-zelandiae, 645 nucleotides. RefSeq lists its product as uncharacterized. The record is from RefSeq and is a predicted model, not a curated record. Lineage: Eukaryota; Fungi; Ascomycota; Dothideomycetes; Pleosporales; Pleosporaceae. The transcript has a single exon. Bases 1 to 645 code for a protein of 214 amino acids.